Mercurialis annua (annual mercury) is the source of this 2432-nucleotide messenger RNA. Its product is annotated as pentatricopeptide repeat-containing protein At2g37230. Gene Ontology annotation, molecular function: protein binding. The record is from RefSeq and is a predicted model, not a curated record. The coding region runs from base 183 to 2357 and encodes 724 amino acids. Lineage: Eukaryota; Viridiplantae; Streptophyta; Magnoliopsida; Malpighiales; Euphorbiaceae. The transcript has a single exon.
AAAUUCAACGAAUAAAAAUACAAAGUUCAAAACCCUCAAAUUAAAACCCUAGUUCUUCUUCCCUUCAUUUCAAUGGAGCCACUUGAAUGAAGAUCACAGACAACGAAGAACAACAAGAAAAACAUACCCAUUAACUCAAAACUUUGCACAGACUUUUAAUUUCCCUCACCCAUAAAAAUAACAUGGCAUUUUUACCCCUCUCUAGACACUACAAACACCAUGUUCAUCACACUUUACCAAGACUCUCACUCCAUUUCUGCACUUCAACAGCUGAACCAAUCCAAGAAAUUCAAAUCAAGAACCGAAUCCCUCGAGGUAAGCGUCCAAACCCAGAAAAAUUAGAAGAUGUAAUCUCCAAAAUGAUGGCUAAUCGGGCCUGGACAACCCGUUUACAGAAUUCAAUUCGUGAUUUAGUCCCUCAAUUUGACCAUUCAUUAGUUUACAAUGUUCUCCAUGCUGCUCGUAACUCCGAGCACGCGCUUCAGUUCUUCAGAUGGGUCGAGCGAUCCGGGCUGUUUAAACAUGACCGUGAAACCCAUAUGAAAAUCAUUGAGAUUCUUGGUAGAGCUUCUAAGCUUAAUCAUGCUAGGUGCAUUUUAUUAGAUAUGCCGAAAAAGGGCGUUGAAUGGGAUGAAGAUAUGUUUGUUGUGUUAAUUGAUAGCUAUGGUGAGGCUGGAAUUGUUCAAGAAGCUGUUAAGAUUUUUAAUAAAAUGAGUGAGUUGGGUGUGGAGAGGAGUGUUAAGAGUUAUGAUUCUUUGUUUAAGGUUAUUUUGCGGAGAGGGCGGUAUAUGAUGGCGAAACGAGUUUUUAAUAAGAUGUUGAGUAAUGGGAUUGAGCCGACUAGGCAUACGUUUAAUAUUAUGCUUUGGGGAUUCUUUUUGUCGCUGCGGUUGGAUACUGCGAUGAGGUUUUAUGAGGAUAUGAAGAAUAGAGGGAUAUCGCCGGAUGUGGUUACUUAUAAUACUAUGAUUAAUGGGUUUUAUAGGUUUAAGAAGAUGGAUGAGGCGGAAAAGUUGUUCGUCGAGAUGAAAGGGAAGAAUAUUGAUCCCACGGUUAUUAGUUAUACGACUAUGAUUAAAGGAUAUGUUGCAGUGGAAAGAGUGGAUGACGGAUUGAGGAUGCUUGACGAGAUGAAGUCGUUUGGUAUUAAGCCGAAUGUUCAUACUUAUUCGACUUUGUUGCCGGGGCUUUGCGAUGCCGGGAAAAUGGUUGAGGCUAAAGAUAUUUUGUCAGAGAUGGUGUCCAGGCAUCUUGCUCCAAAGGAUAAUUCGAUUUUUAUGAGGUUGUUAACUUGCCAGUGCAAGGCUGGGGAUCUCAGAGCUGCUGAGGAUGUGCUAAUGGCAAUGAUGCGCCUGCAUAUACCAACCGAGGCGGGUCAUUACGGUGUGUUGAUAGAGAAUUUAUGCAAGACUGAAGAGUAUGAUCAGGCAGUGAAGUUGUUGGAUAAGCUUCUCGAGAAGGAAAUUAUUACAAGGCCUCAGAGCACUCUGGAAAUAGAGUCGAGUGCUUAUAACCCUCUGAUUCAGUAUCUAUGCAGUCAAGGGAAAACAGGAAAAGCAGAAGUCUUUUUCAGGCAGUUGAUGAAAAAGGGUGUUCAGGAUCCUAUCGCCUUUAAUAAUCUGAUAUGUGGUCAUGCAAAAGAAGGGUCUCCUGAUUCUGCUUUUGAAAUUUUCAAAAUCAUGCGUAAACGAGAGGUUCCUCGAGAUUCAGAAGCUUACAAACUGCUAAUUGAGAGUUACUUGAGGAAAGGCGAGCCAGCUGAUGCCAAAACAGCUUUGGAUGGUAUGCUUGAAGACGGGCACGUACCUGAUUCAUUAGUAUUUAGAUCAGUGAUGGACAGUUUAUUUGAAGAUGGAAGAGUUCAAACAGCUAGCCGUGUUAUGCAAAGCAUGGUGGAGAAGGGGGUGAAGGAAAAUACAGACUUGGUAGCUAAGAUUUUGGAAGCUCUUCUCAUGAGAGGCCAUGUUGGGGAAGCCCUCGGACGAAUCGAGCUACUUAUGCAUAAUGGUUUUGAUGUUAAUUUUGAUCAUCUUCUGUCUGUUCUUAGUGAGAAAGGCAAGACAAUUGCAGCUCUUAAGUUGCUAGAUUUUGCCUUGGAGAGGGAUUUCACGGUAGAAUUUAAAAGCUACGAUAAGGCGUUGGAUGCACUUUUAGCUGCCGGGAAAACCCUAAAUGCUUAUUCAAUUUUGUGCAAAAUUAUGGAGAAAGGAGGGGCAACAGAUUGGAGUAGCAGCAAUGAUUUGAUUAAGAGCUUGAAUCAGGAAGGAAACACAAAGCAGGCUGAUAUUCUCUCAAGAAUGAUAAAGGGAGGGGACAAGUCUCUUAAAGGUAAAAAACAAGCUUCUUCUGCUGUGUAACCUUUGCCUUUAUUUCAAUGUAAAACGUCAACUAGUUUUGAACUCAGCAAAAUAAAUUCAGAUUUUUUUCUUCUA